AUACCUUCGGCGGCUUUUCGUUUGUUUAGGUGGAACACGUUGUUUAUAAAGAUUAAAUUAAAGAAUUACAACCAUGGCCACCGAAGAGUCCACCCCCAGAAUCCAACUGGGCGAUUACAUCGUCAUCCAGCGCCAGAAGUACACGAAGCUCCAGAAAUUCGGCAGUCUGGACACCACAGCCACUUUGGGCAAGGAGACUCUGGAGUUGAAAUCGCUUUUGGACCAGCCCUACGGGUCCACUUUCAAGAUGUGCGUCAAGGAGACAAAGCCUGGCAAGCGGGGAGCGCAGAGGCAGCAUACGCUGGAGCUGUGCAGCGAGACGGAGCUUAGGAGCACGCGGGAGGUCCUCGGAAUCUCCAGCAGUGGGGCUGAUAAUCGCGACAUCCGCGACGACGGGGAAGCCCAGACCUUGAAACCGGAGGACAUUGCACAACUGCGCGAGGAGGGCAACGAUUCCAGCAAGAUCAUAGAGAAGCUGGUUGAGAACUCGAAGACCUUCCACAACCGCACCGAGUACUCCCAGGAAAAGUAUCUGCUGAAGAAGGAGAAGAAGUACUUUGAGUUCGUACAGAUCCGCCAGCCAACAAUCCGACUGAUGCUGGACAUCUUCUACCGCCAGGAUUCUGAAAAGGUGAUGGGCAUUCGCGUGGACACCCUGUCGCAGAUCAUCUCCUACUCGGGCGUCUGCGGGUUUGGCAGCUACCUGCUCUACGAGAGUGGCACCAAUGGUAUUUUGCCAGCGGCCAUGCUAAAUUCCAUAGGAGCGGGUACGGAAGGCACCCUGGUGCACAUGCACCCGGGAAACGUGCCCCAAAAGCAGUCCCUUCUCGCUUUGAAGCUGCCACUGGAACAGCAGCAGCGCUGCGUAUCAGUUAACCUGUACUCCGUUUUGAGGGUGUUCUACCAAGGAGAAGAGGCAAAGACCAUUGAUCUCCCACCCGUUGAGCCCAGUGAAGAACAAGCACAGGAACUUCUGACGGAUACGCUAGCAGAAGAACAGCCGGAGGCGAUCGAACCGAUAACCAAGAAGCCCAAACUAGAAGAAGUUAAAAGUGGGAGAGAAGGAGCCAAAGGCCCUCCACGCUGGCAUUUGGAAAACAAGCGGGCCACGGCUUUAAUGAACGCCGGAUUCGACAGCCUAGUGUUGGCCCCAAAGGAGCACCCGACUAGCAUCCUACAGGCUCUGCUGCCCCUCGUGAAACCAUCAAGACCCAUUGUGGUGUUCAGCACCUGCAGGGAGCUGCUACAGGAGACGUUCAUGGAAUUAAAGACUUCCGGAAAGGUUACGGGUCUGCACUUGACCUCGAACUGGCUGCGUACCUACCAGAUUUUGCCCAACCGUACCCAUCCAGAAGUGAACAUGAGCGGAAAUAGUGGAUACCUUCUGACGGGCUAUACGCUAAGAUAGUUGUUGUGCGACUGCCAAAUACAUGUAAGCUUUUGUUUUGAUAA
This is a messenger RNA of Drosophila rhopaloa, 1452 nucleotides long. RefSeq names its product tRNA (adenine(58)-N(1))-methyltransferase non-catalytic subunit TRM6 (gene Trmt6). Gene Ontology annotation, biological process: tRNA methylation. The transcript is spliced from 2 exons. NCBI's taxonomy places the organism in Eukaryota, Metazoa, Arthropoda, Insecta, Diptera, Drosophilidae. Gene Ontology annotation, cellular component: nucleus; tRNA (m1A) methyltransferase complex. The record is from RefSeq and is a predicted model, not a curated record. Bases 74 to 1408 code for a protein of 444 amino acids.